GACCGCUACUUACUGUCUGCUUGAAGAGUAACUUGUGGCAUCCGAAAACAUGACUAAAUUGACAGAAUGGAUCAUCAUUGCUGGAGUAGCCCUUUCGCUCUGGAUUACCCCAUUAACAGAUAUCCUACCGCUUAAAGUAUCCUACAAAGCCAAGGAAGUAAUAUGGCCGAUGCCAAUUUAUGCUCUAAUUGUAUUUGGGUGUUAUUCUUUGGCAACUAUUGGAUAUCGAGUAGCAACUUUCAAUGAUUGUGUAGAAGCCUCUGAAUCUUUAAAACAGGAGAUAAAUGAUGCAAGACAGGACUUGUCAAAAAAAGGAUUCAAGUUUGACUGAAGAUAUCAGCAGAAAGAAAUAAAAAAUUCCUACAUUUAGCUAGAAAUUUAUUAGGAUUUUAACUUCUGGAAACUUUAACUAUAUGAAACAUGUUAAAUAACUUUCCCUUGUUGACCCUUUAUAUUCUUGCAUCAAUAUGUAUUUACUCCAUACUACCUCCUACACAUUUCCUAUGUUACUGACAAGGAGAAUUUGUGCAACAAUCAACAGCUUCUUUUGUUGGUGAUCAUUUCUGUUAUUCUUAUGACUGUAAUGUUUGAUUCAGGUGUGAUAUUGUGAGGAGAAAUUAGAUGCUAGUCUCUCUGUGGGGCCAAAGAGCUACUGUGCUCAUAUUCAUUUGGUAACUGUGCCUCAGUCCAGUUAGAAAGAAAAAUCAGUCUAAAAACUGUCUAUCUUGUAAAUUAUAUCAUUGAUGACUAUAGGAAUGUGGAAAAUAAAUUCUUAAUAUUUUGGAUA
Molecule: messenger RNA, 787 nt
Organism: Pocillopora verrucosa
Lineage: Eukaryota; Metazoa; Cnidaria; Anthozoa; Scleractinia; Pocilloporidae
Product: dolichol-phosphate mannosyltransferase subunit 3-like
Biological process (GO): GPI anchor biosynthetic process
Cellular component (GO): dolichol-phosphate-mannose synthase complex; endoplasmic reticulum membrane
Source: RefSeq, a predicted model, not a curated record